CAUCUGAAAUCAGAAGUUUAUUUGUUAAACAUAGGUAUGUACAUACAUCUAUCUAUACUAAUACUAAUAUUAUAAAGCUGAAGAGUUUGUUUGUUUGUUUGAACGCGGUAAUCUCCGGAACUACUGGGCCGAUUUGAAUAAUUCUUUGUGUUGGGUAGUGCAUGUAUCGAGGUAGGUUUAUACGCUAUAAAACAUCACGCUAUGACCGAUAGAAGCCAAGCAGAGCGGGUGAAACCGCGCGGAAGUAGCUAGUACAUAAUAAAGUUCUUACAGAUUAAAAGAAGAGAAACUACAUGAUAGAUAACUUACUGACCAACAAACCAUCCCGUUCCUACUCCUGCUUUUUGAGCCGAACCCUGGUAACACGCUAGGCAGUCCGCAGCUCCGGAUCAUAAAAUUUAGGUAGGUGGUACACCCUACCAACAUAUAAUUUGGUCGACGGUUUUUUUAAGUCUUACAUGUAAUUGACUUAGUUAUGACAAAACGUUGGUUUGGAGUGGCGGUCAGUGGGUCAUGUUAGGGACACGGGCGCUUGAAAGUCAUUGGGGAUUCGGGAGAUUAUAACUUUGGUUUACAUUCUGACAGUGACUAUGAUACUUCUGAAGUAUUAUUUGUAUGUGUUUUGUACCGUCUAUAAAAUUUUAUUUUUCCUUAAGUGCAUUUGGUCAAACCAAGCUGCUAGAUUUAAGAAAUCCGGACAAAGCGCAACAAAUUGCAACAAUCGUUAACAUUGACGUUGUUCGUACCUACUAUGUGCAACCUACCUCUGUAAGGAAAUAUUGUUGAGUUUGUUCAAUACAAAAUAUAACGUACACAUCCUGCUACUUUCGAGGGUGAUCUGAUCCUUAGUUCCUUAUCCUAGAAAUAUGUAUUAGGUACUUUUAUGCGUUGUGUUAGUUUGUGUUUCAGCCCGCAGUGCCAGCAGGCUGCAGCGGCCGCGGCGCGGUGCAGCGGCGGCUUGCUCAAUGCGCGCCAAACAAAAGUGGAGGCAGAGCGCGCGCGCGCCCAGUAACCACACGGCAGUCGCGAGGCACGCACGCGACCUCCGCAUCCCGCGCACUCUCUACUCGUGUCGUGUCUACCAGUGUGUCGCCGCGAUGACUCCCGCGGCGGCCAUCGCGCUGCUCCUCAUCGGCGGCGCAUGCGCGCAGGUGCAGUACUUCGGCAAGGAGAUGGGCGCGCUGUCGCAGCUGCAGCACGGCGUGCGCGGCCGCGUGUUCGCGGUGGACGCGCGCACGCUCUACCUCAAGGACUUCCACUACGACGGCGAGGGCCCCGCGGCGUACUUCUACGUGGGCGCGAGCGGGGCGCCGAGCGCGGGCGUGGCGGGCGCGGUGCGGCUGCGCGACGAGCGCGGCGGCGCCGGCCCGCUGCGCCGCUACUCCGGCGACAGCAUCACGCUCUCGCUGCCCGACGGCAAGACGCUGCGCGACUACCGCUGGUUCGCCGUCUACUGCGACGAGUAUGCGGUGAACUUCGGCGACGUGAGGAUCCCGGCGGACAUGGAGUACCCGCGGCCCGCCAAGGUGGCGCCGCUGCGGGGCGUGCACGGCGUGUCGUCCGACCCCGUCGUGGUGGUGGACGCGCAGACGCUGCUCGUGCCCAACUUCUCGUACGACGGCGAGGCGCCAGACGCCAAGUUCUGGGUGGGCCGCGGCGACAAGCCGUCCCCGCAGGGCAUCCGCAUCCCCGACGAGAACGGCAAGGAGGUGCCGCUGCGCAAGUACGACAAGAAGACCAUCGUGCUCACACUGCCCGGGGAGCUGACGGUGUUCGACAUCGGGCACUUCGCGGUGUGGUGCGAGGCGUUCACGGUGAACUUCGGGCACGUGACGCUGCCGCGCGCCGCGCUGGCCAACGUGCCGCCCAGCCUCAAGAUGCUCGGCGUCUCGCCGCAGGUACGUGGCCGCACUUACUGCUUUACAUUGCAUUUAUAUUGUAUGACAUGACACAUUGAGCUAGGU
Messenger RNA from Spodoptera frugiperda (fall armyworm), 1964 nucleotides. RefSeq names its product protein Skeletor, isoforms B/C-like. NCBI's taxonomy places the organism in Eukaryota, Metazoa, Arthropoda, Insecta, Lepidoptera, Noctuidae. The transcript has 6 exons. Bases 966 to 1949 code for a protein of 327 amino acids. The record is from RefSeq and is a predicted model, not a curated record.